Molecule: messenger RNA, 5403 nt
Organism: Scomber japonicus (chub mackerel)
Lineage: Eukaryota; Metazoa; Chordata; Actinopteri; Scombriformes; Scombridae
Gene: arhgap29a
Product: Rho GTPase activating protein 29a
Exons: 23
Coding region: 254-4384 (1376 amino acids)
Biological process (GO): activation of GTPase activity; signal transduction
Cellular component (GO): cytoplasm
Molecular function (GO): GTPase activator activity
Source: RefSeq, a predicted model, not a curated record
CUGCGCCGGACUCAGUGAGGGGUUUCGGGACUCAGAAAGAUAAGGACACCGCAGCGUUUGUGGAUUAAUUUGUCUCUCUUAAGACUGGCUGUCGGUCAUUUUUUGUCCGAAUCAGGAUUUCCUUCGGCAGCAAUGUUUCAGGAUUCAACAGCUGUGUUCUUCAUCCCUGUUGAAGCACAGUGUUGGGUCUGAGAACUGAACUGAACCACAGGACAACAGGCACCAGGCCUAAGGGCCACUGGACUGUGAAAGCAUGCUUGCUGCCAUGCUGCGGCAGAGUACUGGUGGUGGAUCAGGAGGUGGUGGUGGCGGUGGUGGUAGUGGCAGCAGCAGCAGCAGCAGUGGUGGUGGAACCAAACUCUCUCUAGGUAUCUCCCGACUCUCUGGCUCUGGUUUGAGUUUAGCGGGCCCUGCUGGCGUGGGCCCCUGGGUGCCCGGCAGAGCCUCCAAAAGUGGCUCAGUGAGCUCCGACAGCCCUGACAUCCCUGCCUCAGACCCCAACUAUAUUAUGCAGCUGGUCAGCGAUGUGCGCAAGUUUGCUGAUGUGCUUCUGCAACUCAAAGAAGUUUUCAACUCCAAAGAGCACCAGGACUGCCUCCAUCAUGCGGUUCACGAGCGCCUCGGGGAGUUGCUGCGUGUCCUGAAGGCCAUCAUCAACAAACACCAGAGCCUCAACUCAGUAGACAUUCUCAGUACAGCUGGAACCGUCAUCGCCACGGUCAAAGGAGUGAACUUCAAGGAGGUGAACGAAGAGAACAAACAGAAGCUUUUCGGAGAGAUCUACACUGCUAUUGACACAUUGGCAUUCACCUUUGGCAAUGUAGUGUCUGACUUCCUUAUGGGAGAUGUAGAGAAUGGAUCAGUGUUGGGGCUCCCCCUAACUAAGAGAAGCAGGUCUUUUGAGAACCUCUCAGUGGAAUCUGGAGGAUCCGGCCCCGAGAAAGAUGAUCCGCCAGGGCCAUCUCCGCCGGUUCGAGUGGAAGAGGUGGACAGGACACUGCAGCGGCAGGACAGUGGGGUGGAGUCUGCGCUGCUCUAUGCCAAGGCCUGGUCCAAGUACACCAAAGAGCUGCUGGCAUGGGUGGAGAAGCGUCUCAGUAUGGAUAUCGAGUGUGCAAAGAGUUACGCCAAGAUGGCAGAAUCUGCCAAGACACUUGCAAGUCAACAGGAAUUCAUGCCUUUCCGAGAGAUCUACAUGACUGCUUUCAAAAAUGACAUUGAAUACAGCCAGCUGGUACUUCACACUGCAGCAGUACUCCAAAGCAACAAAUUUAUGCAGCCUCUCCUAGCUAGAAAGAAUGAGCUGGACAAACUACGAAAAGAGGUCAAGGAACAGUGGCAGAGAGAACAAAAGAAAAUGCACGAGGCAGACAGUGCUCUGAAGAAGGCUCGGCUGCUGCAGGCUCAGCGGCAGGAGGAGUAUGAGAAGGCCAAAGUGUCCACCAGCCGCCUGGAGGAGGAGCAAAUUGGAGGAGGGGGGGGAGCAGCGGCUGUCAAACAGCUAGAGAAAAGACGCAGGCUGGAGGAGGAGGCCCUGCAGAAGGCUGAGGAAGCCAAGGAUCACUGCAAAGCUUGUCAGAUUGAUGUCGGGGAGAAGAGAGUCGAUCUAGUCAACACCAAGAGUGAGAUCAUCACUCAGCUGCGAGAGAUGGUCUCCCAGUGCGACCUCACCCUCAAGGCUGUGACAGUCAAUUGGUUCCAGCUACAGCAAGCCCAGGUGGUGUCUCUCCCCGUCAACCACCAGAGCCAGUGUGAAAAUGCCAAGCUUUACGAGCCGGGCCAGCGAUACAUCGACUUUGUCAGGAGUUUGCCCACAGACGGACCUCGCCUGGAGUCCCACUCGUUUGAUUCAGCUGUCUCACCAAACACAGGAAUGCCUCUCAACAAGCGCUCACUAAGUGGCAGCCACUCAUCCCACAGUAAUCUGUCACAGGCAUCCGUGACCUCUGACCUCCUUGGUGCAGAUGACAUGGACAGUCCCAUCAAUGCCCAACAUGCCAAGGUUGCAGAAAGGCACUCCAACAGUAGCACUGACAUCCAAGCACUUCGGAUUCAGGGCCCGUUUCGUCCCUGGCCCUCAGCCAGCCAGGGUGGAGGGAUGUGCAGCGACUCUGAAAGUGCUGGAGGGAGCAGCGAGUCUCGCUCUAUGGACUCACCCACUGCAAGCCCAGGAGACUUCAAGAGGAGAUUACCCAGGACCCCCUCCACCGGCACCAUGUCGUCUGCCGAUGACCUAGAUGACAGGGAGCCUCCCUCGCCUUCUGAUAAUGGUUUAAAUGAGAUGGUAAUAGAGACAGCCAGCUCUCCAGGUCCCUUUAGAAACACGCAGAUGUCCAAGGCCGCUCAAACCCACAAGCUGAGAAAACUUCGAGCGCCCUCAAAGUGUCGAGAGUGCGAUGGCCUGGUGGUGUUUCACGGAGCAGAGUGCGAGGAGUGUUCGUUAGCCUGCCAUAAGAAGUGUCUGGAAACCCUGGCCAUCCAAUGUGGCCAUAAGAAGCUUCAGGGGAGGCUGCACCUCUUUGGCAUUGACUUCACGCAGGCAGCUAAGAACAGCCAGGACAGCAUCCCCUUCAUCAUACGGAAGUGUACAUCGGAAAUUGAGAACAGAGCACUCAACAUUAAGGGGAUCUACCGCGUGAAUGGCGCCAAGUCUCGGGUAGAGAAGUUGUGCCAAGCGUUUGAGAAUGGCAAGGACCUGGUGGAGCUUUCCGAGCUUUACCCCCAUGACAUCAGCAACGUACUCAAACUCUACUUGAGACAGCUUCCAGAGCCCCUCAUCCUGUUCCGCUACUAUAAUGACUUUAUCGGUUUGGCCAAGGAAAGCCAGAGCAUCAUCUUGGAGGAACUGGAGGCCUUUCGCCUCAGUCCCACCCCGGUGACCCCAUCCCAAGUCAGUGUGGAGCUCAACCGGGUCCUCUUCAAGAUCAAGGACCUGCUGAGGCAGCUUCCACUUGCUCAUUACAAAACACUGCAGUUCCUCAUAGAGCAUCUGCACCGGGUGACAGAGCAAUCAGAGGAGAAUAAGAUGACAGCGAGCAACUUGGGUAUCAUCUUUGGCCCAACACUGAUCAAGCCAAGACAGGCGGAUGCCGAAGUAUCCCUUUCCUCUCUGGUGGAUUAUCCCUAUCAGGCACUCAUCGUGGAGCUCCUCAUCAGACACUACGAGAUGAUCUUUGACACCCCACUCAGUCCCCUUGGCAGCACCUCACCCACAGAGGUUGAUGGCUAUCACCGCCUCACCCCCCAGGAGAAGGAGCGGCAGCUGAGCAGGCACUCCAAGUCGCUGGGAGACAUUAAGGAGCAGAGCUCUAAGGUGUAUAAGAGGCAUUCCUCAAUAAUUCCCUCUUCCCAUUUGUUGGCGGAGGUUCAGGAGACUGCACCAAGCCUUGAUGGAAGUGAUUUUGAACCAGCUGACAAUGCGGAUUCAGAGGCCUUCAAUGGGGUUUUGUCAUCGAGUGUCACUGAGGGUCCGAAACCUGGCGAACGAGGGCUCUGUCGCUCUCAACAAAUCACCAUCACCAGGGUGCAGCUUCGACAUCCUCGCAAACUCUUGCGGCCAGUUAGCAUGCCAGCCGAGCAGAUCCUCAACCGAGGCCAAGUGGACGAGAAUAACAGCCGGAACAGUAUUGAUGAAGAUGACAGGAGAGGAGGCAUUUGCAGCCAGUCCAUUGAAGAGGUGGACGAAAGUGAGAAAACAAAAUUGCGUGCAGGGACACAUUACCGGAGUACAUUUAUUGACACCCAGACAUUGCGCAGAACUUGGGACAAGCAGUACAAGCACCACGAUGUUACUUCGAGGACUGUUAGAAUUGUGUCCAGUAUGUCCACAGAAACAGCAGUGGAUGCCAGCAACUUAUCAGCUUCUCUGCCGGUAUCAACAAACUUCCUUGGAACUUCUGGUGGCUCUAUAAGUACCAUCUACCCUAACAGACCUUAUACUGUCGCAGUGCGACCCAGCAGGACUUUGAGAAGGGAGGACAAUGUAACAAAGUACAACCCUAUCACAACAGCUUUCAGGGCCCCCAGGACUCUCCAGCCUCCCCCAGGAACUUUCUACAAGCCCCCAUCAGGGAGCAAAACCAAAGCGCUGCAGAACUGUGUGUUAACCAACAGUGCUGAGGAAGAAGAUGAGGAGGAAGAGGAGGAGGAGGAGGAGGAGGAGGAAGAGGAUGAUGAGGAUGAGGAUGAGGAGUUGGGUCUUGAGAUAGAAGUGUCUGUAGAUGAGCCUCUUGAGGAGGACAUUGAGGCCGAGCAGGCGGCCAUGUCUCAGUCUCCCAGCCCUAGCCCUGAGGAACUGGGCCCAAACCAGGCCAAACCAGUGUACCAGAGACUAAGGCCCAGACGCCUCCAAGAGGUAGAACAUAGAGAGGCUCAUUUCGUGUGAUCUUCUAACACCCAUAAUGUCUUGGGCCAUCACGGAUCAAAGACACAGUGAUCGAAUGUGCCAUAUUUUCUAUUAGAGAAAGAAAAAGAAACAUCUGCAUUGACUCAAUGUAAAGAAAAGGACUAGAUGUAUGAUAUAUGGGCACUGUGCGGAGAAGUAAUGAACCUUUGGUCCUCAAAAGACAAACAGGAUGCACUUGAAAUACUGUAUAUUUUUUAACACGAUUCACCAAUAUUUCAUUUACCAAUCACUUGCUCAAUACACACCAGGUCGGAAUAUUUAUAAUUCUUUUUUGAAACUGUGCAAUUACAUUUUGUUUGAAUAUUUUGUAUAGCGUUCUUACAGACUUACUAUCUAUGUAUGUUUAUAUACCAAAAAGCUAUAUUUGAAUCGUUACAAUAGUGCAUGUAGCCACAACACUGAAAUAAAAACAAGUUUGGUGCACUUCUCUGACAUCAAUACUCCACAAAUCUUUUCUGAGUUGUGUUUCUACCUACUGUGAGUCAGAAUGUUUUAAACUGUUACACUUAGGCUAUAAUUAAUCAUUUUGCUAAUAACUUGUGUAUAAAGCAAUGUAAUGACUUCUGUCACAUGCUGUACUGGGUAUCUGUAUUGGCAUUCGGCAAUGCUAUGAAGCACCAGUUGCAAAGGGUAUACAUCCACUUGUUUUUAUACUUUUGAACAUGUAUGGUGUCAACUUACACUGAUCUGAAAAGCUUUUAGAGAUGCCAUUGGAUUCAAUCAUGGCAUUAUCUUUCUUAUUUUAAUAUACCAUUUACAUUUCUUGAUAGCCAAAGCUGUUUUUUUUUUCUUUUUACAACUGAAGUAGUUUUAUUAAUAACCUAAACCUUACAGGUUCUUUGUAAGUAAUAGGAGGCGCAUCAUUUAUUUAAAUGGUAUCUGUUUUUCAUGGUAAUCUACACGGUUGACAGAAUGUUAAAAAGUUCAAUGUAAAAAAACAGGUACAUGAAAACGAACACCCUUUUGUAACUUAUUAAAAUAUAUCUGACAACUUCCAA